Sorex araneus (European shrew) is the source of this 1668-nucleotide messenger RNA. RefSeq lists its product as uncharacterized. NCBI's taxonomy places the organism in Eukaryota, Metazoa, Chordata, Mammalia, Eulipotyphla, Soricidae. The coding region runs from base 1 to 1668 and encodes 555 amino acids. The transcript has 4 exons. The record is from RefSeq and is a predicted model, not a curated record.
AUGAGUUCCCCGGAAGAUGAGGACCAAGCUGAGGUGACACUGCGUGGAGGGAACGUGGGCCCCAGGGCUGAGGAGACGCUCAGGUUUUUGAGAACAGGCCCCAGAGCCCCAGGCGCACCCGGCCUAGGCCUGGGCCGCACGGUGCCCCCCAGAGGCCGCACUGAGCGGGGCUUCCAGGGCCCCGGGGCUCCCGGCUGCGGGUCCCAACUGAUGUCCGUGGGGGAGGCGGUGCUGUGUGACCCGGAAGGCCUUCUCGGCACCUCUGGCCUCCGUGGCGAUGCCGGCAGGCACGAGGAGCGGCCUGACCUGAUGGCCCUCAUGCCCGUGUUCCCCGAGGAGGCCGAGGCGGCCCGGGAGCCGCUGGUGCUCUACCAGGGGCCACGGGAUGUCCGCAGAAACCCAUCCCCAGUGAGCUGCUGGGAUGAGAACUCCGCCCGUUGGCAGGGGCUCAAUUCAGUGGUCUGCGCUAGGCCCCCGUUCCCUCCCGAUCUCAUAGAAGUGCAUCCGCCUGCUGCCAACUCUCGCAGCCUCAGUGGGCCCCAGGGAGGCCGAGACGGGAGGCUGGCCAGGAGAGGCACCAGGGGCCGCUUGCACGUGCCUAAGGCCCUUCUGCAGCGGGCCCCUUCUGCGGAAGGCCUGGCCAAGGUGGAUUCUGACCUGGACUCGCCAGAUGACUUCAGUGAGGUCCAGAGGGCGAGGGAAGGGAGAGGGGCCGCCAAGGCAGGGGCCUCCAGGGAAAGGGGCCCAAGCGGCACCCUGAACCCGGAGAGUUCUAGAGAUACGCCCAGACGCACCAAGUUCCCUGGUCGGGAGAACUUGUUUUACAUGCGAGGAUCCAUGCCUCCGUCCCCCCCGCGAAGAGUCCCCAUAGCUGUGGAGAGGCAGGCUGCAGGAGGUCGGGAAGCCUCUCCUGGCAAGAAGUGGCUUAAUGUGGUUGUGCCGAAGGGACGGGGCAAGCCCAGCUACCCUGCAGUGCCCCUAGAUAGCAGCCUGCCCCUAGGCACUUCUAGGAGUGCGAUCCAAGAGAAGAAAUCCCUUGGGGGUCCCUCCAAAUCGUCCCUGGGGAGAUCCGGUCCUUCCUGGGCACAGAGAACGUCAACAGCCACGCCGGAGCCCGCCACAUUCCCACCAAUUCCUGGUGCCAAAACGCUGGGGAGGUCCGAGCGCCAUUCCUUGCUGCCUGUGCCAAGCAAGCAGUCUAAGCACAAUUGGGCCAGUGGCAAGAAAGCUGUGGCCAAGAAGCCAAGGGAGUGCGAGCAGGGGGCCCCAGAUGAUGACACGAAGAGAGAGACAUCUCCCAAGAGCCAGGUCCAGACGAGCAGGCCAAAGCAUUCUGGCCAGGGCAUGCGUUUUGCAGAAGGCAGCGGCGGCAGCCUCAGCACUAGAGCCCAGCGAGCUCCAGGCGACUCUCAGGCCUUGGUUUUGAGCCAAGGAGACAUCAGUAUCAGACAACCUGUUCGCUCAGGGCACCAGGAACAACCUGAGUAUUCCCCAGGACCAGAAUCUCUGCCCCAGUCCCCUGGAGGAACGGACUGCCCUCGGGCUGAAGGACGGUUUUUGUGCGGAAGAAGCAACGUUCGGUUCCCUGGAGAUACAGACAAGCUGGUCGCUCUCAAUUCUGCCCGAACCUGCUCCUUGUUCAUGAGACCCUUUGACAUCCUGGUCUAA